UGCCCAGACGGGAAUAUUUUAUUACUUUAUUGUAGUAUAAGUGCUUGUGAUACCAAUACUCGUUUUAGUGAUGGGUGUGUAGUGGAAUGGAUAUUUGUUGAAGCGGUUGAUAAUGUCGAAGACUCUCAACGCGUAUAGAAUAAAGAAGAUCGAAUCGCUCGGCAGGAUGACGGCGAUGUCGCAGGAGGAGAUGGUCGCGGGCGCGCGCACCGUCGCCGCGGGGCUCGAGGCCCUCAGGGCUGAGCACGCCCAGCUAUUGGCUGGGCUGGCGGCCAACACAGAGCAUGAACAUGAGAAGGCUGCGCUGGUGAGGAAGAGCAUCGAUGCUAUCGAGCUCGGACUUGGAGAGGCACAGGUGAUGAUGGCGCUAGCCUCCCACCUCCAAUCAGUCGAAGCCGAGAAACAGAAGCUCCGCACCCAGGUGCGCCGUCUGUGCCAGGAGAACGCCUGGCUCCGAGACGAGCUGGCCGCCGCCCAGCAAAGACUGCAGGCUUCGGAGCAAAGAGUUGCACAACUCGAGGAAGAGAAUAAGCAUUUGGACUUUAUGGCAUCCAUACGCAAAUAUGACAGUGACGUGACUGAGGAAUCAGAGACAAGCCGCAGCGGCCAAUCAGAAAGCAAGCGUGACGACCCCAUGGUCGAUCUGUUCCCGGAUGAUGACCAUGAUGACAAUCGCAACAACAAGUCGAUGUCCCCAACCCCGCCGUCGCAGUUCGCGCAGCAGGUGACCGCCGGCUACGAGAUCCCGGCGCGUCUGCGCACUCUGCACAACCUCGUCAUCCAGUACGCGUCCCAGGGACGCUAUGAGGUGGCCGUCCCGCUGUGCAAGCAGGCACUCGAGGACCUGGAGAAGACCUCGGGCCACGACCACCCCGAUGUGGCCACCAUGCUGAACAUACUGGCGCUGGUCUACAGGGACCAGAACAAGUAUAAGGAGGCGGCGAACUUGCUGAAUGAUGCUCUCUCCAUUCGCGAGAAGACUCUCGGCGAGAACCAUCCCGCCGUUGCCGCCACGCUUAACAACCUGGCUGUUCUCUAUGGCAAACGAGGCAAGUACCGCGAGGCGGAGCCGCUGUGCAAGCGCGCGCUGUGCAUCCGCGAGGCCGUGCUGGGCCGCGACCACCCCGACGUGGCCAAGCAGCUCAACAACCUCGCGCUGCUCUGCCAGAACCAGAACAAAUAUGAGGAGGUGGAGCAGUACUACCAGCGCGCGCUGGAGAUAUACGAGAGCAAGCUCGGCCCCGACGACCCCAACGUGGCCAAGACCAAGAACAACCUCGCCUCCUGCUACCUCAAACAGGGCAAGUACAAAGAGGCGGAGACGUUAUACAAGCAAGUGCUGACGCGGGCGCACGAGCGGGAGUUCGGAACCAUCGACGGCGACAACAAGCCCAUCUGGCAGGUGGCGGAGGAGCGUGAGGAGAACAAACAUCUCCAGAAGGAGAACGCGCCGUACGGAGAAUAUGGCGGCUGGCAUAAAGCUGCCAAGGUGGACUCUCCGACGGUGACGACGACGCUGAAGAACCUCGGCGCGCUGUACCGGCGCCAGGGCAAGUACGAGGCGGCCGAGACGCUCGAGGACUGCGCGCUGCGCAGCAGGAAGGAGGCGUUGGACAUCGUCAAGCAGUCCCGGCGCCGCCCCGGCCGCGACGAGCCGCCGCCCGACCAUCACGACGAGGGUGCGAACCCGGCGAGCGAGCCCCGCAUGAACCUAAAGUCGAAGCUGUUCAAUGCGCUAGGCAUCAACACGCAGCAGCCGUAGUUAGUUAGUUAGUUAAGUUAGUUUAAGUCACGCUUGGACGCGGGUGACGCUUGGCGAGGUGUAAGUUACAUUACCCGACUGCGAGAAGCAAAGGAGCGUUGUAAAUGUGUUCGGUCGAUUCGGCAGGAAAAUAUUGUAUACUUAAGAACUUUAAGUUCUCAAUAAUACGGUAAAACUGGGUCGAAUACACUUAAAUGCUCAGGACAAUAUCAGAUAUUUUUGACCCGAUAUUUUUUUUUUCAUUUGAAUUACCUGUCGAGUCGAUCUAAUACAAUCACAGUAAUCACUAAUGUAAUUCGGAAUGGUUUUGGUAAGAGCUGACUUUUGGUAUCAAUUUUGGAUACUCAUUUUUUGAUAUCAAUUAAUCCAACAUACUAAACCUAAUGGAAGAAGGAAUACUUACCGAAUAGCGCCGAAAGCCAGUAUUAAGGUACGGACAAACUGAGCCCACGUACGCUACGUCUGCAAUGCAUUGCGAAAUCUGGACCCUAAAAUUUGUAUGUAAAAGUUUGAAACAUACUUGGCAUGCGUUGCGUGUGACAAGUAUCAAAAAUAGUCAAAAUCAAAAUAGUUUAUUGAUACAGUGAAACUUAUGUAAAACAAGGUUAGGUAAAAUUGUUCUAGUUAAACGCUAAAGUUGUUGCAAAAUAUGAAAAUUGCCCGUGACACCUGCACUAGGCUAUGCCUGUCUCGCAGGAUGACACUUUUCUUAGUUUGCCAGGUUUUAUUGAUUACAUUAGGCGCUAAAUAAUUUAUUUACUACUAUCAGCUUAAUUAUGUAUCUAAACAUACAAAUUUCAGGGUCCAGAUUUCGUAAUGCAUUGCAUACGUCGCGUACGUGGGCUCAGUUUGUCCCUACGUUUAUGGAAGUGAGAAAUUGUGUUAUUACACAUGUAUCGUUUCAUUACGAAAUCAAUGAUGAUAUAGUGAUACUUAUUAUAUCGCAGACUUAAAUGUGUUAAAAAUUAGGCCAAUUCAAGUGUCACUUACACCUAAGCAUAUUCGCUCAUUAUAAAGCAACCCGCGUCCCGUUUUGUCGCUCACACGUUUCAUUUUGCCGAGCGCGGAGCAUGCACCCGCCGCGACCGAACGCAAAAUAAACUGUAGCACCUCUACUAGCUUAGAUCUAUUUAUGUUAGCAUGCUUAAGAAUAAUUUUAUGAAACAAAUCGAAAAAAUAUAUAAAAAAAAUAUGUAACAAGAGAGAUUUUAUCGAUGAUGAACCGUCCGGAGUAUUGCAAAUUUAUUAUUUAAGGUGCGGAUUUUAACAAAUUUUAUAAUUAUGACUUUAAUAGUCGCGGUUCUAAACUUACCCAAAUUUUUAUUUUAUUUCGUAAGUUUCGGCCGCAUUUUACCAACAUAAUUAAGUUGAAAUUGCAUUUAUUUAAUUGUGGUGUGGAAUCAAUAUUAUAAUUAACAACGAUUUUAUUUUUAUUCACUUUCGAUUUUAAUUUGCUGAUACUUCCAGUGCUCUUUGAAGAAGAACGCAUGAUUGUGUUAUUUUGUGAAAGUUUUAUUUAUUUUAUUGUUUGCGAGAAUCAAAAUGGAUACCUAUUUAAAUUAUCAAUUUAUCAGUUUUAAUAAAUAAUGCUUACAUAAUGUCAUUCCAAUGUUAGUGUGUAUCGGUCUAAGCUUUAUGUUAUGUGAGAGUAAGUGAUAUAGUAUAAUAUUUUUAUAUACAUUGAAAUGUUUCUAUUUGUAUGUGGGUGCUGCUUGUGAAUGCAAUUUUUUACUCUAUGUACACUAGAUAUAUUUUACAAGAGACAUGCAGAUUUAAAACAAUUCUAAAUACCAGGAAUCUCUAGUACAUUGGCGCUGUCACAAUAAUUUAAUUUAUUGGUUUCUUUUUUAUGUCUCGAUAUCACAUCGAUCUUAAUUUUGGUAAUUUUUAAACUGUUAAUAAAUAUUUAUGUAACA
Messenger RNA from Cydia fagiglandana, 3678 nucleotides. It is a transcript of the gene Klc, whose product is annotated as kinesin light chain. Bases 113 to 1762 code for a protein of 549 amino acids. Gene Ontology annotation, cellular component: cytoplasm; kinesin complex. Lineage: Eukaryota; Metazoa; Arthropoda; Insecta; Lepidoptera; Tortricidae. The transcript is spliced from 13 exons. Gene Ontology annotation, molecular function: kinesin binding. Gene Ontology annotation, biological process: microtubule-based movement. The record is from RefSeq and is a predicted model, not a curated record.